This is a messenger RNA of Folsomia candida, 1532 nucleotides long. Its product is annotated as EEF1A lysine methyltransferase 1. The record is from RefSeq and is a predicted model, not a curated record. The transcript is spliced from 4 exons. Lineage: Eukaryota; Metazoa; Arthropoda; Collembola; Entomobryomorpha; Isotomidae. The coding region runs from base 258 to 992 and encodes 244 amino acids. Gene Ontology annotation, molecular function: protein-lysine N-methyltransferase activity.
ACGAUCAUUCUUUUCAUUCUGGUGAAAGCCAUGGAAAAUAACUCAUGACUUGGACAAUGCUUGGCUUGUACAUGAAAAGCAUGUAAGAAGAUCCUCGAGAUUUUGGAUUGCGGGAGUGAGUAAUAUUAAACGCCGCAUACAUAGUCAAUCCAAAGAAUCUCUAAAUUGGUUUGCAUUUUACCUUUUACCACGAAGGAUAGUGCUCAAAAAAUUGUAUUUGGCUGCGACAAACACCAUCGGUUGUCCCCGUAAUACAAAUGUCCACCACGGACGCAAAUGAACAACUUUCUACACCAAAGAAACCUAACACAGACGUGUUGGACGACGAAGACGACGAUGUUCCACAAUUAUCAGCUCACGCUCUUGCAGCCCUUCAUGACUUUUAUGAUGAUCAGCGUGUGAUUCAAGAAGCCUUGGAGGAGGCGAAGAAAAACGGAAACGACAACUCAGUCCUUUUCAAAACAGAUUUGGGCAAGUUCUUUCCGGAAGAUUGGCAAUUGAGUCAAUUUUGGUAUGAAGAGACAACGUCAAGAAAAUUAGCGGAAGAGGUCCUUGCUCAAGCUGGUCCUAAUGGAAGGGUUGCCUGCGUUAGCUGUCCCUCAAUAUUCAGAGCGUGUCAGGUUUCGGAGAACGUUGACCUAUUCGAAUUUGACAAACGUUUCGACGCCUUCGGAUCCUACUUCAUCUUUUAUGACUACAAGGACCCUGAAAAUGUUCCUGAGGAGUGCCUACAGGCCUACAAAGUCGUCAUAGUGGAUCCCCCAUUUUUAAGUGAGGAAUGUUUAGAGAAGGUUGCAAUCACGGUAAAAAAGAUUGUUGCUGCGAAUGGGAAGAUCAUCCUAUGCUCAGGAAACGUGAUGGAAGCGAAAGCUUUUGAAACAAUGGGUCUUAAACCGUGCGCAUUCGUUCCAAUUCAUAAGAAGACUUGUUUGAAGAAUCCAUUCGCUUGUUUUACAAAUUACGAUUGUCAACUUAAUAAUAAUGCAAGUUAAAGCCAUUUAACUGUUUUUCGGUUUAUACUUUAUUUAUAAAGUAUUUAUGUACAUGGUGGGCACAAACUUAAAGAAUGCUCUAUUUCGCACUUUUUCGAGAUAAAAAUUUGAAAAUUGACAGGAUAGUAGCACAGAAAGACUGUGGGUGGACCCUGUUUCUCAAGGGACAUGCUUUUUAAAGCUUAUUUUCAACUCCCACUGAUUUUUGUCCUUGCUAAAUAUCAAUCAAAAAAUAAAGCCACACCUAGGAGAAAAAUCACUGUGGGAGGUGAAAAGUGAGCUUAAAAAAUCAUGGCCUUUCACCUUUUUGAGAAACAGGAACGGUGUCUAGUAUCCACAAUCUUUCUGUGCUACUAUUACUAUCCUGCCACUUUUCAAAUCUCGAUAAAUGGGCGAAAUAAAGUAUUUGUUUUAAUGCGUGGCUAUGCUUUAUGCAUCCUGAGUAUUCAUGAGUUCAUGAUUAAACUAAAUUAAUUAAUCAGUCAUUAUAUUAAGUGUUUAACUGUCAAAUAAAGUCAUUAUCAUUAUGCUUUUCUUAAA